UCCUUAAUUAGAAACCAAAUAUCUCUACAAAAGUGAUAACGAUAAUGGUGGAUAUAAAUGUCAAAGGCGCCGAGUUCGUCUAGAAACACACCAUGAAGCUUGCAAUUUUGUUGGUUAUUUGCACUGUCGUCGUCUGCACCUCGGCGAACUUUGUUUGCAAGGUUGGCGUUCCCUACAAGCAGAACGAGUGCAACGACUGCGUUUGCGAUACGUCCGGAACGCUGGGUUGCACCGACAAGCAUUGCUCUGGAACACCAACCACUUUGGUACAUUGUUCCGUUGGAGAGACCCACUUGAAGAACUGCAACACUUGCUGGUGCGUGAAGGAUUACGGAACAGUUUGCACUAAUAAAAAAUGCUAAAUCUGUAUUCCAAUAAAUUGUUUUUAGGUCUAUA
Molecule: messenger RNA, 396 nt
Organism: Photinus pyralis (common eastern firefly)
Lineage: Eukaryota; Metazoa; Arthropoda; Insecta; Coleoptera; Lampyridae
Product: protease inhibitors-like
Exons: 3
Coding region: 93-362 (89 amino acids)
Source: RefSeq, a predicted model, not a curated record